This is a messenger RNA of Trifolium pratense (red clover), 1866 nucleotides long. RefSeq lists its product as uncharacterized. The transcript is spliced from 2 exons. NCBI's taxonomy places the organism in Eukaryota, Viridiplantae, Streptophyta, Magnoliopsida, Fabales, Fabaceae. Bases 1 to 1866 code for a protein of 621 amino acids. The record is from RefSeq and is a predicted model, not a curated record.
AUGAGAUUGCGAAAAGCUUUUGACGGAGACCAAGAGAAUGGUGUUGCUCCAACGCCCUUAACUGGAGAGGAAGUUUAUGAACGACAACGAGACAUUAAUGUUGUCUUCGGAAAGUGCCAAAAGCCAAAAGGGAGAGUGCCAAAAGCGAAAGUGCCAAAAGCCGAAAGUGAAAGUGUCAAAAGGAAAAAGCAGCCUGUUGUGAAAAGUAUAUGGAAAAAGAGGUCAGUGUUCUUUGAUCUUCCAUAUUGGUCUAGUCUUGAUGUAAGACAUUGUAUUGAUGUGAUGCACGUGGAGAAAAAUGUAUGUGAUAGUGUAAUUGGAACACUUCUCGACAUUAAAGGCAAGACAAAAGAUGGUGCACAUGCUCGUCUUGAUAUGGAUUUGAUGGGUAUACGACAAGAGUUAUUACCACAAAAAAUCAAUGACAAGACAUAUUUGCCUCCCGCGUGUCACACUUUGUCUAAAGACGAGAAAACAAGUUUUUGCAAGUGUUUACAAAGUAUCAAAGUGCCACAUGGUUACUCGUCAAAUGUCAAGAGCCUUGUAUCAAUGAAAGAUCUCAAAUUAAUCGGCUUAAAAUCUCAUGAUUGUCAUGUCUUGAUGCAACAACUACUACCUGUGGCUAUUCGUGGGAUAUUGCCCGAUAAUGUUAGGAAAGCUAUAUGCAGGUUGUGCUUAUUCUUCAAUGCAAUAUGUUGUAAAGCAAUUGAUCCAUUGAAGUUAGACGAGUUGGAAAACGAAGCUGCAGUUAUCUUGUGUCAAUUGGAGAUGUAUUUUCCUCCUUCAUUUUUUGACAUUAUGGUUCAUUUGAUUGUUCAUCUAGUAAGGGAGAUUAGAUUGUGUGGCCCAAUUUAUUUACGGUGGAUGUAUCCAAUAGAGCGAUACAUGAAGAUCCUAAAAGGGUAUACAAAAAACCCACACCGUCCGGAAGCUUCGAUUGUUGAGAGGUACAUUGCAGAAGAAGCUAUUGAGUUUUGUUCAAACUAUUUGUCAGAAGUGGAUGCUAUAGGGGUUCCCAAGUCUCGUCAUGAUGGAAGAUGUGACGGUGUGGGCACGCAAGGUUUAAAUGUCAAGAGCAUGCAUAUUGAUAUAAUUCUUCAAGCGCAUUUGUAUAUAUUGAAUAACACUGAUGAAGUUCAACCUUACUUGUCUGCUCACAAAAGCAUCAUAAAGAAAAUGCACGAUAAGAUGAAUGAAAAAUGGGUGUUAAGAGAGCAUAAUAAGAAAUUCUCAGAGUGGUUUAAAGAAAAGGUCUGCCAAGAUGAUAGUGUUUCCGAUACAAUAAAGUGGUUGUCCUAUGAGCCUAAAUGUAACAUAUUGACUUGGAGUGCAUAUGAUAUUAACAAAACUUCCUUUUAUACAAAAUCAAAGGAUGACCGCAGUACCAUGCAAAAUAGUGGGGUUAUGAUUGUGGCAGAGUCCAUGCACUUCUCUAGUUCCAAAGAUAAAAAUCCGGUUAUGGCAUCUACACCCUACUUUGGGGUGAUUGAAGAGAUCUGGGAGGUUGAUUACGUUGUGUUUAAAGUGCCUUUAUUUAAAUGUAAAUGGAUUGAUAUCAACAAUGGUGUGAGAAUUGAUGAAUUAGGAUUUACAAUAGUUGAUCUUUGCAAGUUAGCUUAUAAAGACGAACCUUUCAUCAUGGCAUCCCAAGCAAAACAGGUGUUUUAUGUCAAAGAUCCUUCUAAUGAACGGUGGUCGGUGGUUCUACAAGGAAAAAAUGUGCAUGGUAGUUAUGAAAAUCAAGAGCUUGAUAUUUCCGAAAUUCCUCCUUUCUCAUCAGAUGUGCCUACCUUCAUUGAAGAAAACGAAGAGGAUGAUGUGCAUGCAGCUAUUCGUUUAGAUCAUGACGAAGGAAUAUGGGAUUAG